This is a messenger RNA of Gilbertella persicaria, 445 nucleotides long. RefSeq lists its product as uncharacterized. The transcript has 4 exons. The record is from RefSeq and is a predicted model, not a curated record. The coding region runs from base 12 to 362 and encodes 116 amino acids. Gene Ontology annotation, cellular component: endomembrane system. Lineage: Eukaryota; Fungi; Mucoromycota; Mucoromycetes; Mucorales; Choanephoraceae.
UUUCUUUUACUAUGAAGAUGCGCAAUCCACUUAAACCAAAGAACAAGUUAAGACGUUUUGCUGAACUGCAAGACGACCCUGGAUUUACUUCUGCUCAGUUUGAAACACAAGAAACGCCAAUUCCUUGGAACGCAAUAGGCUUGGCUUUACUUUUGUUUGUUCUCGGUAGUAUUUUGUUAGCAUUAGGUAUUCUGAUCAAAAUAGGCAUCAUUGCGUCCGAAAUUUGGUUAGAUAGAGGGACACCUUUUAUAGUGCUUGGUAGUGUGAUGUUUAUCCCAGGCGUUUAUCAUUUAUACAUUGCUUAUUAUGCAUAUUACAAAUAUCCUGGAUACGACUUUUCUCUAAUUCCAGACUGGGAUUAAAUAAAUCUUUUUAAUGCAUGUAUAUAUAUAUAUAUAUAUAAAGAAAUAUACAGACGCAAGUGGUUUUGUGUGUGUGGUAUAAG